AAAAAGCAGUCUAUUUUCGCGGAUUAUGUACCACUAUUAAAUAAAGAUUUUUUCGUGACGUUCAAUCUGGUCCGUAUUUUGUGUCAAACGCUUUUGCUUUCGUUUUCAAGAUUGGACCUGAAUAGCACGACGUGAGCGGGUGCAUCCUUCUAAUGCUUGACUUGUGGGUGUUGUUACCUGAUUUGCCUAGAGUCGAGCUAGUGCAAUUGAAGCAAUGAGUGUUGGAUAUGUCUUUCCAGUUACCGACAGUUGGAUUGCAAUAUUAAAAUGUGGGAUUCUUGCAAUUUCUUAUGUUGGCAGCUUGUACCUUAAAAAAUCCCCUUAUCCUCGUGACCAUCCUGCCACAAUCAGACAGAGAAUUAAAAGUGUGACAGUAGUGUGUUUGUUAGCACCUUUGUUUUUGUUUUGGGGCUGCACAGUAAAGGAAAAUGAAGGUUUUCAGUUUAUCAAAUGGCUUGGUGUAAGCUUUCAUAAAAUCUUUCCUGCCAUUUUGCUUCCUGUUAUAUUGACAAUAAUUUUGUUUAUGGGCCCAAUUUUCCUGUAUUUGAUAGAAGAUGGACUGGCAGAUUUUAAAGCAAAUUUCAUGGUGAUUUGUAAUUCAGGCGACCUUGUGGCUUAUCGCACCUAUGUAGUUGCGCCCUUCACUGAAGAGUUUAUAUUUAGAGCUUGUAUGUUACCCAUUCUGGUUCCUAAUUUUGGAUUAUUUUGGUCCAUUGUUUUGGCACCACUUUUUUUUGGUGUUGCACAUUUUCAUCAUGUGAUAGAGCAAUUACAACUUGGUCAUGAAUUGGUCCCGGUAAUUAUGUCAUCGCUAUUCCAAAUGCUAUACACUACUGUGUUUGGAAUGUAUUCAGCAUUUUUAUUUUUACGUACAGGCCAUCUAAUCGGGCCUAUAUUAUGUCAUAGUUUUUGUAACUUGAUGGGUUUUCCACAAUUUGAGAUGGUACCAUCAUCCAAGUAUCCAAAGUUCAUUUCUUUAUCUUUUGUUAUUGGUUUAUUAUUGUUUGUUUAUUUAUUAUUUCCAUUAACAGAUCCUAUAAUCUAUGAAAGUAUUUAUUGGAAAUAGAUCAUAAUAUUUGUAUGUGUAACUAAAGGAAACUUUUUGAAAUGUGAAGUUGACAUUUUAAAUACAUUAUACGUUAUAUUUAA
Hydractinia symbiolongicarpus is the source of this 1149-nucleotide messenger RNA. Its product is annotated as CAAX prenyl protease 2-like. The transcript has 2 exons. Gene Ontology annotation, molecular function: metalloendopeptidase activity. The coding region runs from base 215 to 1066 and encodes 283 amino acids. Gene Ontology annotation, biological process: CAAX-box protein processing. The record is from RefSeq and is a predicted model, not a curated record. Gene Ontology annotation, cellular component: endoplasmic reticulum membrane. NCBI's taxonomy places the organism in Eukaryota, Metazoa, Cnidaria, Hydrozoa, Anthoathecata, Hydractiniidae.